AUCUGAUCUAGUUUUUUGUUUUGUCUGUGUCGUAACACGCGUCGAUACCGUUAACCCUUCGAGUACCGAGUCUCGGAAGUCCUGUGUGCCAGAGUCGUUUUCAUUUCCGACCGUUCCCGACUCGUACCAUUCUGACUCACCGAUCGAUCGUGUUCGCACGUGCGAGGGUUCGACGAUCGAGCCGAUGAUCUAUACGUAUACGCGCACGCGUGUAUCAUCGAAACUGGCGAACUAUGCGUAUGUACGCCGUACGUAACGUGUUCGUACUUGCAACCUGAAACGAGAGGUAGGAAAGAAAAGUCCGCGAGGGACAGGGCGCUUGGUGCGCGACGCGACGCGAGGAAACGCAUGGAGCAUGUUGUAAGAACGAGCAAGGGUACGUCGAACAAUUCGGUACGAAAACGAAGUUGAGAGUCGGCGAACAGACGACUCGAACGAUCUCGGUAGCUACCGGACGAGGGAAGAGAGAUAUGCAAAGCGAGUAAUGGAUCGCGGAUCGUGCAUGCUAAACGCGUGGUCACGCGUCACGUCCACCAUUGUCCGAUUCGUGGUGAGAAAGUCGGGAAGGGAUAAGGGAUACGGAUAAAUACCGCGUUGGGGUGGCUUCGACGCGAGUCGAGUCUGUCGGGGAAAAUAAUAUUCCUUCUCGAAGAGAGAAGCGAUUCGCCUUCGACCUGUCCAUUGUACAGAAAACAGUGUAUAAUUUUGAAUUUCGAGGUUCGAGCUUCGAGUUUCCGGAAAGAAGAAAACAUGCUCCUGUUGUUUGUCGGCAUUACGCUUUGUCUAUUUGCGGAUUUCGGUCAGAGUGGUUUUCCAAUAUCGCUGAAGGAGGAUCAUCGAUGCGACACGAUCAUGGAAAAGGUUGCUUCCGAAGACAGAGGCACGACUACGGACGAUUCGCCGUUCAAGUUGCAUUCGAUUUGGUUGUCGCAACAGUGCGAAACGCGCGCCGGGCCCGAGCAGGCGAAUACGAUAAGAAAAUACAGUUUCUUCGCGAACGGAACGUUCGUUCUGAUACGAUACCAUUACGCGGACGAGUCGUGCAGCAUCGCUACGUACGCCGUCGUAGCUCGUGGUUCCAUCGAGAUCACGUCACUCUCCGUCCGGAUCUCCGGUGCGACCGAAGCGAACGCUCGGUUGGACUCGGUUCAUUUGAUACCAUUCAACGGACAGGUAGUAGACUCGACGCUCGCGUAACUACGCGUCCACGGAAUUCUCUAG
Molecule: messenger RNA, 1221 nt
Organism: Megalopta genalis
Lineage: Eukaryota; Metazoa; Arthropoda; Insecta; Hymenoptera; Halictidae
Product: protein APCDD1
Biological process (GO): negative regulation of Wnt signaling pathway
Cellular component (GO): plasma membrane
Molecular function (GO): Wnt-protein binding
Source: RefSeq, a predicted model, not a curated record